AUGAACGCUGCUUGUGACUGCGGAGCAAUAACAUUCAAGACGCCGACCCCAAAGCCCCUGGCCCUCUAUAUCUGCCAUUGUUCCACGUGCAAGAAGCAGGCCGGUUCAGCGUUUGGCACAUCGGCUAUCUAUCCCAGGUUCCCUCUGCCGGAUACUGAACUGUUGAGUUGUUACAAACGACCGACCACUUCAGGUCAUACGCUGUACUGUUACUUCUGCAAGCAAUGCGGCACCCGGUUGAUCCACACAAUUCCGGGCAAGAAUGUGCUCUCGGUGAAGGGCGGAUGUAUUGAAGGUCUGGAUUGGACAUCGGCCAUUCACAUCUGGACCAAGUCGGCCAUGGUCCCUAUCCCUGAGGACUCAAAGUCCUACUCGGAAGGCCCUGGUUCCUCCGAGUACAGUGAGGAAUUUGAUCCACCCAGCGAUGGAUUGGCUGGAUAA
Chaetomium strumarium is the source of this 441-nucleotide messenger RNA. Its product is annotated as Mss4-like protein. The record is from RefSeq and is a predicted model, not a curated record. Gene Ontology annotation, molecular function: carbon-sulfur lyase activity. Bases 1 to 441 code for a protein of 146 amino acids. Lineage: Eukaryota; Fungi; Ascomycota; Sordariomycetes; Sordariales; Chaetomiaceae. The transcript has 5 exons.